GGCAGCGGGACUUUGAACUAGAGGUGACAAAUCACUUGGUGCAGUCAACCACACACGCACAGUCAUUGUGUUUCUCAACCAAAAAUAGAUGAACCAGUCAGUACUCCUCUGCAUAGGAACUGAGGAAGAACGAGUCUGAUAACUCAUCUAUCACUCAUCGUCGUCGACCUCUUCCUUGCCGAAGGUAUUGUCAGGAAUGAAAGAAAAGAGAAACACACGAGCGAAGCAACCAACGCACCCAUCCUCCCCACCACAAGAGACAGACAGACAGACAGACAGAAGGGUCGGUGGCUGUGGCACGCAGAUGGAUCAGACCAGUACGCCACGCCACACGCGACUGUAUCUACAGGCCUGGAUGACUGACGCACAGACAAAGGCCCCCCCGCCAUUCACUGCAGUACAGAUGACACACCCGGCAGGCAGACAGACAGACAGACAGAUAGACAGACAGUUGGGAAUGCAUGUGCACGGACAGUCAGUGAGCUGGCAAGUCAGGGAGGGAGGGAGUGGGCAGUGAGUGCAGGGGCGCGGGGACAAGUCGAAAAUUCGGCAGAAUGCACCGCCGGCAAAGACACAAACGCCUACCGCAUUCAUUGGAAAAGCACAUCCGUCCGUCCGUCCGUGUAUGUAUGUGUACAAUGAAUGUAUGACGCAGACGCACAAACACGAAAGAGAGAUGGAUGUAGAGAUGCACAUACAUGCGUUCACCAUGGCAAAGGAGCAGCCCAGACAGCACAACCGCCUGCCCAGUCAUUAAUUGAAUCACAUCGAUGCAUGCAUCAAGCCACGCAUACAUACAUCUUGUCUGCACAGCGAUCGAUCUACACACACGACAGUAAGUGUAUGUACGUAUAUGUGUGUGUGUGUACACAUACCGACGCGCAUGUAUCGAGCACUCGACAGACGACAAGCUGCAUAAAGAAGCCAUACACACAGAAAGAGAGAGUAAGUGGCCUGCGGGUAUUCGAAUGGACUAAUUGCAUGGGUACCUGUGAUGCGAUUGAUCUCUCAAUUGCAACUAUCUUCGCCUCUUGCUCGAUCGCCUCUUGGAUGUGGCCUUGCGACUGAACUCUGCACAACGGGCAAGAUACCCGGAGAGACAGACAGACAGAGAGAGACGAUCUUUAUGCGUCUGUAUGUUUGUUUGUAUGGGAUUUGUGUCUUUCAUUUCUGACCGUCGUCUUCCUCGGGCACCCACUCCUCAUCGCCGUCGCCGCUCGCCUUGGCCCUCAUCCUCUUGUUCUUGGUAGCAGCCUCGACCUCGACCUCGUCCUCGUCGAUCGCCUUCUCGAGCGAUGUGAGCGCCACGUGAGGGAUGAAAGGAGAGAGGGAGUGAGUGACUGUGCGUGACCUCUGUAUUUCGUGUGGAUCUACGUACCUGCUGGUAGAUGCUUGUCCCGGGCAGGAGCACCUGGUCGGCAGCAAUGUUAUCGAGGGCCUGCAGGGAUGAUCGCCAGCACAGCCGAUAUGCAUCCUCGGCACCGCCGCCACCACCUCCCGCAUGCGGGACCCUUCCUCCUCUUGAUGUUUCCCUCUCCCCAAUAGUCAGCAGCUUUUCCGCCACAUCAGGAGGGCACGGCAGCUCACACAGCUCGCCCGUCGUGCCACUGCUGCUCACAUCGUCUUCCGUGUCAAGGGUCUCCCCAAUGUGGCGUGGAUGGACUCUGCCGGAUCUCUGUCCAGCAAGG
Molecule: messenger RNA, 1688 nt
Organism: Vitrella brassicaformis
Lineage: Eukaryota; Vitrellaceae
Source: the annotation of a GenBank genome assembly